This is a messenger RNA of Lepisosteus oculatus (spotted gar), 1591 nucleotides long. It is a transcript of the gene ponzr1, whose product is annotated as plac8 onzin related protein 1. NCBI's taxonomy places the organism in Eukaryota, Metazoa, Chordata, Actinopteri, Semionotiformes, Lepisosteidae. The record is from RefSeq and is a predicted model, not a curated record.
GUUUCUGACAACAGGGACCUGUGCAAAGUCUACACGCACCACUGAGGCAACCUUCCUGCUGCUGUGACCUUUCCUGCUGCAGGGACUCGGAGCAAAAUUAAAAAAAAAAAAACUGGUCAAGACCCCACAGUAGGCCAGUCAUCUCACUCUCCCUACGCUGGGCACGUCAACCCACUAGAGUAACCAUGGCAGUAGUGCAGCAGGUGACUACCGUGACCACAUCUCACAGCAGUGCUGAAUGGAGCAGCGGUGUGUGUGACUGCUGCUCGGACCUGGGAGUCUGCUGCUGCGGGAUGUUCUGUUUCCCCUGCCUGAUGUGCCAAACGGCCUCCGAAUUCGGCUGGUGCUGCUGCAUGCCCCUGCUGGAGACCUUCUGCUUUGCCUACACUGGCAUCAACCCCCUGCCCUGCCCUGUGUCCAUCUGCCUACGGAGCUCCAUGCGGAAGAGAUACAGGAUCAAUGGCAGCCUGUGUGGCGAUUUCUGCACCCUCUGCUUCUGCUACUCCUGCACCUGGUGCCAGAUGGCGCGGGAGAUCAAGAGACAGCGUGGCAGUUCCAGCGCAGUCACCACCACCACCGUGACCCAUAUCUGAGGAGGUUCGGUUUUCCCCACCAGAACAAAGGCAGAGCACUCCCGCCUCCCUUCCAACGUGACGGACAGAGCUGGCUCAGGGCAGCCUGACCAGAACUGAGAGCGCCUGAUAUCUGCUUAAGACAUGAUUAACAAAAUCUGGAAGUACAUACCGUCUGCUUUAACAAUAAAGGCAUCCAAGAAUAUUCUUAGUUUAUCAUGUACCAAGGCUAGCAGCCCUGGCUUUACACCACAUAUGGCUUGGAAUUGUACUGAAACUGUUCUGGAUGGGUUUUCUGUUUAUUUUGUAUAAAAAGCGUCCUUCUGUAUCAAUGAAUUGAAUUGAGUCAGUGCUUCAUCAGCUUUGGUUCCCGUGUGCACACGUCAUAAAGGUAAUUUUGCAGCCUACGCAUGCUGACGCAGCUACCCACCGUGUCUCCUUUGUUGGACACAACACUAUCAUGAUAUUACCGUGAUAUUACAGUUCUUUGCAGUGCUUUAACCAUGAUUUCCCUGUGCUUUGCUUUUACCAUACAUUCUCUGCCCUUUAGACCUCUUUCACCUCCAUGACCUAACACAGACACUCUCGUCCCAGAAGCAGAAGUGGUGAUAACCUGUCUUCUGCAUGAGUGAAGGGAUGGGGUAGGCCAUAUCGUCUUGUGCUCCUGAGGGUACAGCGCUCAGACUGACCACCUUCAGGCCGGGGCUACAACUGCAGCCCUAGGUCUAAUGUUUAGAGUGUGCACAUUCCUUGUGAAAUUUUGCAUUCAAGCUUGAACUUUUAGUGGCUUAAGACUUGCCUGAUUUCAAACCUAAGGUCUUAGUUAUUAUGAUCAGAUUAUAAGCAUUGCCUACAGUACAUCUUUUUUGCUAAAGAUUCCCAACUCAACUUCUUUCCAGCUGUAAUAUUAAACAUUUUGUGUCCACAUUUUUAAUGACUGUAAAUAACUUCCAUUUAUACAUUUGUAAAUUUGUAGCAUAGGGCAUGAAGCGAAUAAUAAAUUUGCUAUCUUGUGCUUA